AUGGACACUUUGACACAGACCCCUAACCAGCUUGCAGAAAGAGAUCAGCACAUUGCUAGGCUGCAAGAUGCACUUCGACUUGAGAGAGAGAAGAAUGCAAAGAUGCAGUCUCGUUUUAACCAACAGGGGGCAGAGCUUAGGCGCAAAGAACAGCACAUUAACAGAAUGAGAGAGAAACUGGCUCAGUUUACUGACAGGCAAAGAGACCGUGGAUUGUCCAUAGAGAUUAUAAGAACUCUUCCUAAGACCUCAGGAAGGAGAGAGCCUGCCUCAAGAACUACACCAGCAGAUGGGAGAAAAGAGGAGGCGCUCCAGCUAAUGUUGGAUAGGAGGGAGGCGGAACUUAGAGAGGCUAUGAAGCUUCGCCACAGCCUGACGACGUUACUGCAUGCGCUGAGAGCCGACAUGCAGCAGACUCUGCAGGAUGACACCGACACUGAGGAAGAAACGCAGGCCAGCGGGCUCGUCCAAUCAGAGCAGUUGCUUGGUGAUCAUGUGACAGGAGGUGUGGUCUUGGAGUGGACGCACGUACAGAAGCGAAUGAGGGAGCUGCUGUCACAAAGCCCUGUUAUUGUGAGAACAGACCAAGAGAAGCUCCUGGCUCAGCUUGAAGAGGAGCUGGAGCAGAUCAGAGAGCUAGUCCAAGUGCAGCAACAGCUCCUAGAGGACAACGUAGUUCCUCCUCUUCCUGAUGUUCUGAUUGGCUCUUAUUAUCUAGAGGAGUGGGAGCAGCUUCAGGACAUGUGGGUGGAGCUUAACCAUCAGAGGCGUAGCUUCCAGCAAGAGAGGCAGGCUUUCACCGAUGCUGCAAUCCGACUGGGCCGUGAGAGGUGUGAGUUUGAGCAGCAGAAGGCCUCUCUCCUGAAGCAACAGUUCCUCUGUGAAUCUCCAGUAAGAAAGACCUCCCAUUCCAUCAAGGCAGUGGGAACACCAGACAAUGACGUACACACAGGCAAACAAGAUCCUGACGAGUGGUCAGAGGUUGUGCCCAGGUCAGGUCAGAAUAUGGUUAUGACCCCCAACACCCCCGAGCUCUACUCUGCCCUCCAGCUGCCAUACCACUGCAGGGAAACAGAUAGUUCUCAGUCUGAGAGGAUGCAGAAUGAAGUAGGGAGAGGUGUUUUCAGCCCUACUAAAACAAACAUGGAUGACUGACCCUUUUAGUCCCGACUGUGAAACGUGCGUAAAAGGGCAGAAAUGUACUCGUUGUUUAAUGAUAUUUAAUGCUUUUUGUAUUGACUUGACUAAAUAAAAUUUCAAAUAUUAUUA
This is a messenger RNA of Electrophorus electricus (electric eel), 1269 nucleotides long. NCBI's taxonomy places the organism in Eukaryota, Metazoa, Chordata, Actinopteri, Gymnotiformes, Gymnotidae. The record is from RefSeq and is a predicted model, not a curated record.